Messenger RNA from Diversispora eburnea, 2068 nucleotides. The record is from the annotation of a GenBank genome assembly. Lineage: Eukaryota; Fungi; Glomeromycota; Glomeromycetes; Diversisporales; Diversisporaceae.
AUGGCUCCACAUAAAGUUUUAAGAUGGUUUAGCAAGUCUAAAAAAAUUGGAAAAACUGAAAAAUCCGACCCCAGAAAAUCUAUUGAGGUUCAAUGGGAAGAAAAGUGCAUAUCUAACGAACAAAAAAAUAUGGAUCUUGAAAAUUCAAUAAAUUAUCUAACAGAGUUUAAUACCGUUGUGGAAUGGCGGAAACAUAAAUCAUUACCACCACCAAGACGGCGACAAACUAAAAUUUCAGGUGUAGAUCCAAGAAGAUUUGGAAUAGUGGAGCCUUUUUUUGCAGAAUUAGAUUAUGCUGAUUUAAGUAAAGAAGAUUGGAACUUCUUUAUUAAUUUUCUAUCCUUACUGGAUAAGGGAAAUUUAGAGACAGAUUCAUUUGAUGAAUUCGAGACCCCUGCCACAAUAUCGGUGGCAAAAAAAGAAACUAUUAGUAAUAGAAGAGGAAGUGCAACAUCAUUUUAUUUAGAUAAUAAAGCUGAAAGGCGAAAAACGGCACCAAUGGUUCUUGGAACUUAUAAAAAGAAAAUUGAAUUAAAAAUUCCGAAAGAUAUUAAUAAAGUUCCAAAAGUUCCAGAGGUCAUAUGUAAUAAAAAAAAUGAUGAUAUUAAUAAUUUUAUGAAAACCACUACAAAUAUACAAUUGUUGUCUGAUAUAUGCCCAACAUGUGAAAGACAAAUCAUGACCUGGCAAAAACGUUUAGAAAUUUUAUAUGGAAUAACGAUCGGUUUAAUAGGAAUACACAAAUAUGAUAUAACGCACAAAAAUUUGCAUAGCGGAAAUGUUUUAAUUAAUUUCUCAGAGACUUUAUUAGGAGAUUUAAGAAAUACAUGUAAGAUGUAUGAUAUUAAUUCAAAGACAAUUGAUGAUAAUGAUGAUUAUUCUAAAAAAGAAGAAAUUUUACCAUUCAUGGCACCCGAGAUAUUAUGUUAUAAACCUUACACCAAAUCUUCAGACAUAUAUAGCUUUGGGAUUAUAAUGAGGGAACUUGCCCACCUCAAAUCACCUUUUAUGAAUAAUGUCAACCUCACAAUUGAUGAUGAGACAAUGUUUGAAAAAAAGAAUGUUAUCAUACCUGAAAUUUAUAUAAAGUUGAUGAAUAAAUGUUUAAGUCAAGAUCCGUAUGAAAGACCAAGUGCUGAAGAAUUAUAUAGGACAAUAGGAGAAUGGUUAUCAAAAGUUAUUUUUGUUUCAAACAGUGAUUUAUCCCAACAAUUUCAAGAGGCAGAAGGAUGGAGAUUAAAAAGAGUAAAAUGGGAAAAAGAAGGAGAAAUUCAUCUCAAGAAAUUAACUUCAAAAUUAUCACUCUCGGAUGUACCUAUAUCCAAAACUCGUUAUAAAUCUUUAAAAGAUAUUAUCGAAUAUGACAAUUCAAUAAAUAUCAAAUAUUGUGGCACGGAAGAUUGUAAAUUUUUAGUUGCAUAUUAUCCUUUUCUCCAAGAAAACAAAUUAUGUGAUAAUUAUAUCGACUAUAUUAAUUUGGCACGAUUAUUAAAUCGUGUUAUAGUUCUUACAAAUGUUGGACCCACCCGAAUAAGCACUUGCCAAAAAUUUCCAUUUAGUUUUCAUUACGAUGUUAAUUCAUUAUCUCAAAGAUUUCCGGAUGUUAAAUUCAUUUCUCAACUGGAAUUUCAAAAGUGGACAGAAUUACGAUAUCAAAAACCUACAGCUUCACAUGUUUUUAUUACCAAUGGAGGUUUAAAUAAUUCGAUAGAAGAUAUGAUUCCAUAUCCUGAUACUUUGAAACGUAUUUGGUGUUUAGAUAAAUUUAAUUUAAAUUUCGAUAAAUUUUCCAAAUUCAAACAAAUAAGUACAAGUAAAAAUAAUUGGAAAGAUGUAGAAAAUAAUAAUGAUUUUAUUUCAUUUUUAAAAUCCAAUUUACAAUUUACUCAAGAUGUAUUAUUAAUAAGGCAUGAUAUUCGACAUCCUUUAUUUUUUGUUGAAAAAAUUGAACAAUUGAAUUAUGCGAAACAUAUUAUAGAUACAGCGGAAAUGAUUAUUAAUAGAUUAAGACCGUAUGUGGCUGUACAAUGGAUUUUGGAACAUGCAGAUGAAAAUAAUUUGAUUUCAU